Messenger RNA from Metarhizium album ARSEF 1941, 2988 nucleotides. RefSeq names its product Importin-beta domain containing protein. NCBI's taxonomy places the organism in Eukaryota, Fungi, Ascomycota, Sordariomycetes, Hypocreales, Clavicipitaceae. The coding region runs from base 1 to 2988 and encodes 995 amino acids. The record is from RefSeq and is a predicted model, not a curated record. The transcript has 5 exons. Gene Ontology annotation, molecular function: small GTPase binding. Gene Ontology annotation, cellular component: nuclear membrane; cytoplasm. Gene Ontology annotation, biological process: protein import into nucleus.
AUGGCUUCGAAUGGUACCCAAGAGGCGUUCUCGCCGUCCGAUGUUUUGACUGCCGUCAGGACAAUGAGAACUGGGGAGAAGGAGACCAAAACAAAGGCCCAUGAGUAUCUGGAGAGAUUCCAGAAGUCGAAGGAUUCAUGGGCUACCACUAUGGGAAUCCUCCAAUCCACUGCAGGGCCGGAGGCCACCCUUUUUGCUGCCAUAACACUUCGUGGAAAGAUCACGUAUGACCUUACAACCCAGGUACCACAGAGCGAACUACCGGCUCUGCGAAGCCGAAUUCUACUUCUGUUGAAGCACUUUGCUGCCGGUCCGAAGCCCAUUCGUGUUCAGCUCUGUGUUUGUCUGGCUAUUCUUGCGAUACAAAUGAAGGGUUGGAACGACGUACUUUCAUCUGUGGUCCAGGCCCUCGAUGACAGCCCCGAGAGCCACGCAUGCAUUCUAGACUUCUUGAGAAUUUUACCCGAAGAAGUGACCGAAGGUCGAAAAAUUACCCUGUCUGAAGAAGAGCUUGCAGCACGGACGCAGGUCUUAUUGGGAGACAACGUAGAUCAAGUGGUACAACUCCUGAUAAGCUACUCACAAUCAUCACGUAUGCCUCCAACAACUCCACGGAAGGCAAAAGACUUCAAAGUUGAUACUAAUCAUUGGAUUCAAAAUCUAGCGGCUGCAUCGCGCAACCCUCAGCUUAUAGAGUGUAUCACUUCCUGGUUGAGAGAAGUUCCUGUCAUGAACAUUAUCAAUUCGCCACUCCUGGACCACAUCUUUGCUGGUGUUUCGAGCGACACAAGUAGUGCCGAGGCAGCAGAGUGUCUUUGCACCAUGCUUCGAGAAACCCGCGAUAUUGAUGAGAGCCAGGAUGCCGUCCAUGCAUUGUACCCUCGAAUCGUGGCACUCAAGCCACACAUCCAAAAGGCCGCUGAAGAGGACGAUAUGGACCAGCUCAAAGCACUGACCAAAGUUUUUUCCACGGCGGCCAUUAGCUGGGUGGUUGGUGUUGCUCGCGAACCAUCUCAUUUCAGACCGUUGGUGGAGGCUGUUCUGGAAUGCGCUGCUCGAGACCAGGAACUUGACGUUGUCGAGCACACCUUCCAGUUUUGGUACGAAUUAAAGCAGUACCUGGUUCUGGAGCGGUACAUUCAGGGCAGGUUGGAACUCGUCGAUGUUUUUUCCAGGCUUGUUGACAUACUGCUCCGCCAUCUAGAGUAUCCUCAGCCUGAGUCUGGAAACGAGAGCGACCUUUUCGACGGCGAUCGCGAGCAGGAAGAAAAGUUCCGAGAAUUCCGUCAUCGAAUGGGAGACACUUUGAAAGACUGCUGCGAGGUCAUGGGGGAAACUGAGUGUCUUACCAAGGCUCUUAAUGCUAUUCAGCUGUGGACACAAAAGUAUGCUGGUCAGGUCAAUGGCUCCAGCGUCCCCCACUGGCAAGAGCUCGAGGCUCCUCUUUUCGCGAUGAGAGCUCUUGGUCGAAUGGUUCAUCAGGACGAGAGUAUCGUGCUCCCCCAGCUCAUGCCGCUGCUGGUUCAGAUCCCUAGCCACGAAAGGCUUCGCUUCGCAACAAUCAUGGUUUUGGGGCGAUACACUGAGUGGACUGCAGCUCACACAGAGUAUUUGGAGCCGCAAUUCAACUAUAUUGUGGAGUCUUUCCAGACCGACUCGAGAGAAAUCCUCAGAGCCGCUGCUCUGUCCCUCAAGUUCUUCUGCACUGACUGCGGACAUCUCUUGAGUGGGCAGGUAUUGCAGCUCCAAACAUUCUACGACCAAGUUCUGGACAAGCUGCCUGAUCUUAGCAAGGAGGAAAUAACUGAGGGUGUUGCCAACGUAGUCGCCGUUCAGCCUGUUGGUGAAACAUACAGGCUGCUGAAAACCUAUGCCGACCCCCUUGUGCAGAGGUUGAUGGCCAAGGCCAACAACGCAUCCAACGAAGAAGGCAAACUAGCCCUGGCUGAUCACCUUCAACUCAUAACCAUCUUUGUCAAGAAUGUUGUCCCCUACGUGGCUCCCGGAGAAGAGAACCCCGCGGUCAAGUAUUGGCAGGAAAUCUUUCCUAUACUGUCCACUGUUUUGGACAAUUUUCUUGACUUUAGUCCCAUCUGCGAACGCAUUUGUCGAUGCUGGCGAAGCAUGGUGACGUCUCAUCGAACUGCCAUGGCCCCCCUACUCCCCGAAAUGGCCAACAAACUUGCCAGCAGCUUCAACACAUCCAGAGAAGGUUGCUUCCUGUGGGUUACAUCCGCGAUUUUAAGGGAGUUCUCGGAAGACCGUGAGCAUCUGGACCAGGCCACCACAGAAAACAUCUACACCUUCUUUGAGGCUCAAACUACAGCUUUCCUUAGAGUGAUGGCAGAUUUGCAGCCUAAAGAUUUGCCAGAUGUCAUUGACGAUUUCUUCCGGCUUCUAAUCGACGCCCUUUUGUACUACCCUCAGAAGUUGAUCCCAUCACAGCUGCUGGGGCCAAUUUUCCAAGCUUCGGUCUACGCAUUGACUUUGGAGCAACGGGAUCCGCUUUCGUCGACCCUGCACUUUCUCCGCGAUUUGCUGUCAUAUGGCGGCGACAACCCGGCUAGUAGCGAGGGUCUUCCAGUGGCACAGGCCGCGGAAAUCCGUGGAAUUAUCAAGAAUCUGCUGAUGGCACACGGUGCCGACCUCGUCAAACAAACCAUGGCUGGCAUGAUGAUCACGUUUCCCAGCGACUGCUUUGCGGAUGGAAGCGGUGUCAUACUGGCCCUGCUCGAGAUGAUGCCAGCACAGACAACCGAGUGGAUUGCGCACACGAUUGAGCUUCUUCCUCAGGGGACUGUGUCGGCACCGGAAGCACAUCGAUUCGUGACCAAGGUCAAGGAAAAGUUGUCAUCCGGGGAUGUGAGCGGGCUCAGACAUGUGCGGACUUUGCUACAAGACUUUACCGCUAACUACCGUCGUCGCAAUGUCGCUCCCAGAGACGGACUGGGCCAGCUCGAAGCUGCCAGAUUUCAGUUCUCUGGCUAA